AUGUGGUAUCUCGCCUAUCUCAUUCUAUUACAAUCGAUUACUGGAGUUCCACAAAUCAAUUUGUAUUAUACAGAUUCAAAAAACGAUGUUGAUCAUGGACUUGCAAUACAACGGAAUUGUUUGCAUACAGUUGUUUUUGUCGAACAUUCAAGUAUUGAUCAACAAAUAGUCUUUUUCUGUAUGGAAGAAUCCUUACCGGAAUUUUCUAUCGAAACCAGUAACUCGUUGCUAACAUUUACAUUUUAUGAACUUUCGAAAAAGAAUAUAACUAGCCAACAGCUAUAUUUAUGGUCAGCACCAAUCGAUAUUAUUGAACGUUACCAGUUCUAUUUAAACGAAAACGCCAACAGUAUGUCGAAUGAACUUUUUCAUAACUGUACGAUCCCAAGAUUUGGUCCGUUAUGUCAAUAUGAACUCGAGUCUUACGAUUCUCGGUUCGAGUUCUUACACGAAAUGAUCGAUAACUUCUACAGCAGUCAAGAUUAUAACCCAACUGACUUAACUUGCUACAUGUAUUUACAAUGUUAUCGUGGUCCUGCACCAGCAUGCUUAGACUGGACUGAAAUUUGUGACGGACAUGUUGACUGUCUUGAUAAUGGCCUAGACGAACAGCAUUGCUGGCAAUUGGAAAUCAAUGUGUGCAAAGACGACGAAUAUCGUUGUCUCAAUGGUCAGUGUAUUCCACAAUCAUUCGCCAGAGAAAAACUUGAAUCUGCAGAUUGUAUCGAUGGCACUGAUGAAUUGCCGACCUUCGUGUUACCAUAUAGUGCAUGUAGUUCUCUCGAGCAUGGAUUUCGAUGCGAAGAUACAGCAUGUUCGCCCAAACUAUUCACUAGUUCUUGCGUAUCAAAACGAGAAGCGUUACUAUUACAAGCACAUUUUUCUCUUAAACAUCCCGAUGUAGAAGACCAAUGUUGGUUUGCUUUCAGAUGCAUUAUCAGUGCAUCGUACGAAUACAAUCAACUCAUUUGCAACCAUUUUUGCACACUUGAUAAAUGUACUGAAAUUAUUCAAGAUUUCUGUCCAGAAAUGUUAUUCAUGCCAGCUAUUCCAAUUAUUGAUCAUCGAAUUUAUUUCGCCUAUGCAAAACGUGAUGCAGAAAUCCUCGCACAGUCAAAGUUUCGAUUGCCUUAUGUAUGCUACAACGAUUCAUACUAUAAUAAUUUCUUUAUUGAUGGUGAAAAGAUUCCAUUUAAAAACUUAACGUGCUAUAGAAAUCUUCAACAACCAAUUAUCUCUACCUCGCCAAUUUCAACAAAUCGAUUCUUUUUUAUUGACUUACAGCUAUUAUUUUGGUCGUAUAAUUUACCAGUAAACUACACUUCGAAUAUUUGUGAUCGUUCGAGUAUGUAUCAAUGCAUGAAUUCAAAUAAAUGCAUUUCUAUUUAUCGUGUGAACAACUACAUUAAGGAUUGCCCAUACGGUGAUGAUGAAAAAGAAUCGCGAGCGAAUGGUAGCACUCUAUUCAGCUUGUUGAUAAAUUGGAGUAUGUCAGAAGACAAUAAACUGAAACUAGAAAAGCAGUUUAUAGAAAAUAAUGUAUCGUUUCAAACAAUAUGCGAUGGAUAUACCGAACUAUUGCCCAUCACGAUCGAUGGUCGGAAUGAAACAGACGAAACCGAAUGUGACCAAUGGCAAUGUAAUAAUAUUUAUACACGGUGUAACUUCAUCAAGAAUUGUCCCAAUGGCGAAGACGAAAUCGGUUGUGAUCUAACGCCAUCGAAACAAUGUUCGUCAGUUGAACAAGUGUGCGUUUCGGCAGAGAAGAAUGAGUUGACUUGCCUAUCGGUUGAUAAGAUCAACAAUGGUGUUAUUGACUGUCUUGGUGGUACUGAUGAAUCAUCACAAUGUGCAAUAAAAUCUCCACUAGAAUAUGAAACGAGAUUUCAGUGCUUAAACGACGCCAACAUAUCAUCGUGCCUGCCUGUUCAUUUUCUCUGCAAUCGCAAUAUUGAUUGUUACGAUAAAGAAGACGAAAGAUUUUGUACAUCGAAGGAAAUAGUUGAUAAAAUGUCCUAUUACUGUAAACCGACUGAUAUACACUUAUAUUCCGAUGUGGAAAAGUUCUUUUGCAACACUGUAAAGAAGAAAACAAAGAAACAAAUUGUUUAUUUCGCACUUCAAACAUCGCGUAAACCAAUAAAUAACCAAAUAAAUGGCAACAAAAACCUGGGAGUUUUACCCCUAAUCAACCAUCAAGAUGAAAAUUAUUGUCAUCAUGGUCUCUCUGCACGUGUUUGGUUGAACGAGAAGAAGAACGUAUUAGCAAAAGCGUGUCUUUGCCCACCUAACUUUUAUGGUAAUCGAUGCCAAUAUCAGAAUCAACGCAUAAGUGUAGUUGUUCGAUUUCAUGCGCUGUCCGAUUCGUGGGAAACGCCAUUCGUCAUCGUUAUCUCGCUUAUUGACGAUAGUUACGAACGUCGGGUUCACUCGUAUGAAAAAAUCACAUAUUUAUCCAUGCGAGACUGCACAACGAAAUAUGAAUUCUAUUUAACGUAUGCAACUCGACCGAAAAACUCGACCAAACAAUAUUUCAUACAGUUUGAUAUCUAUGAAAAACUUUCGUUUAUUUAUCGUGGAAGUAUAAUACACCCGAUCAACUAUUUGUUUUUACCCGUUCAUCGUGCAGCGUAUAUUAUCGAUAUUCCACGAAGUCAAAAUAAUAUUAAGACUUGUUCCGAUCAACGCUGUGGUGGUCAUGGAAUAUGUUAUGAAAGUGUCAAUCAUCACGAAUCUGGUCAAGUCCUUUGCAGAUGUAAUCGAGGUUGGUCUGGCCAAUUCUGCGUUAUUCCACAUCAAUGCACCUGCUCAGCUGAUUCUAUAUGCGUUGGAGUAUCUGCAGACAACCGUUCAAUAUGUGUUUGUCCUGUUCAUAAAUUUGGUCCUCGGUGUUUGAUUCCUUCAGUGUGCCUAUCCAGUAUUGACCCUGUAUGCAAAAACGAAGGUCGUUGCAUACCAAUAGACGAAUAUAAUUUAUCGACACAAAGAUUCACAUGUAUUUGUCGAAGAGGGUUUAGUGGUGAACGGUGCGAAAUCGAAGACAACAAAGUUAUCUUAUCAUUUGAGAGCGAUAUUGUUUUAUCUGAACUAAUGUUUAUACAUUUUAUCACCGUAGCUCAAGAUGCACCACCGAUACGAGCAACUAUUCUUCAAACUUUUCCUGUUAAACAGAAAUCUAUAACCAUUCAAUGGCCACGACCAUUUCAUCUUGUUUUUAUCGAACCUUCGAAUCAAAAUUUCUAUCUCGCUGUGAUGCAGAAACAUUGUAAUCAAUCAGCGGUAAUCACAACAACGAUUCAGUCAUCGGAUCGUUGUCAACAUAUCAGUGAAAUUUUGAAUCAAACUCUGUCCGACUUCCACUUACUCCGUCGUAUCAAAUACUAUCAUGUGCCAUGUCAAAAUUUACGGUUAAAUCUUUCAUGUUUUUACGGCGAAGAACAUCUUUGUCUAUGUUACAAUCACGGUAAACAGCGUCUAGCAAAUUGUUUUAAUUUUGAUCAUCAGAAGAAAUUCGAUUGUCAUGGUCAAAGUGUAUGUGAAAACGGUGGCCAUUGUUUUCAAGACACGCCUAAUUGUCCACAACGAUCAAUCUGUGCUUGCCCUCCGUGUUUCUACGGUCGACUAUGUCAGUUCAGUACAAGUGGAUUUGGUCUAUCCCUCGAUUCCAUCUUAAGUUAUCAUAUUCAACCCAAUCAUAGUCUGAUACAUCAAUCAAAAAUUGUUACGGUAAGCAUGAUAUUUACAAUGAUUCUUCUUAUUGGUGGAAUUAUCAACGGAACUCUUUCAAUUCUGACAUUUAAGCAUAAAAAUCUACGCGAAAUGGGUUGUGGUCUGUAUUUAUUUGGCUCGGCGAUCACUGCUUUAUGCACAAUGAUUAUGUUUGGAUUCAAAUUUUGGAUAUUAAUUUUAGCACAAGCGCUCUACAUAACGAAUCAUCGGUUUUUACUAUUCCAGUGUUAUACAAGUGACUUUCUGCUACGCGUUUGUUUAAGUAUGGAUCAAUGGUUGAAUGCUUGUGUUGCUGUUGAACGAGUUGUUAUUGCACGAAAGGGUAUGACAUUUGACAAGAGGAAAAGUCAGCAAGCAGCCAAGAUGAUCAUAGCGAUGAUUUUAGUAACUAUUACUUGCACUUCGAUACAUGAUCCAUUGAAUCGACGUUUGAUCGUAGAAGAAAACGACCAAAAUUUUGAAAAACGUACUUGGUGCAUUGUUACUUACUCAUCCAAUUUACGAAUAUUUAAUUCGGUUGUCUAUACAUUUCACUUCUUCGGUUCGUUUGUUGUUAAUCUCAUCUGUGCCGUUGCGCUCAUCUCAAAAAAGACUCGUCGACAAUCGAAUCUCCAUCGUCGUCGCGUUUUUCGACAACUCUUACAACAGCAUGUUCGCGAACAUCAACAUCUAUUCACAGCACCACUUCUCCUGGUUGUUCUGGCAUUACCGCGUUUAAUUAUUGGUUUUAUUUCAAAAUGUAUGAAAUCAGCAAAUGAUUCCUGGCUGUUCUUAAUUGGCUACUUCAUUUCGUUCAUUCCACCGAUGUUAACAUUCGUGAUUUUUAUAGUACCAUCGAAAUUCUAUAAACGACACUUUCGCUCAUCGGUGGCGCCACGUCUGACUAGUGAGCCGCGCAUUCGUCUAAAUUUUCCAACACUACAAGGAAAAGAUCUUGGGCUCGAUGGAUAA
This is a messenger RNA of Adineta ricciae, 4680 nucleotides long. NCBI's taxonomy places the organism in Eukaryota, Metazoa, Rotifera, Eurotatoria, Adinetida, Adinetidae. The record is from the annotation of a GenBank genome assembly.